AUGAACCAUAAUCACAGCCCUGCUGAGGCAGCAGAUACAGUAAUCGAUAGUAGUCGAGGGUUACCCCCAUCCUCUACUUCCACUUCUUCUACUUCCUCCUCCACUUCGACAUCUUCUUCUAUGUUGACGUCUAAUUCUUCUUCAUCUUCUUCAUCUUCUUCAUCAUUGACAGUUGGUCUAGUCAUUGAUAAUAAAGACAAGAUUAUUCAAGAUGUAAUACAACUCUUUAAAAUAUUUACUGUUGAAAAUUGUAUUACUAUACGUUCAGAUACACCUCCUCUUGAUCAAACGAUAAAGAGUAGGUUAGAUGAAAACAUUGACUUGUUUAGAUUUAAUCAUAAUAACAAUAAUAAUAAUAACAACAAUAUGUCAUCCUCUUCAUCAUUAUCAUCGCCGAUGAUAAUAUUAACAUAUAUUGGAUUACCAACAACUAAUGGUGUAUUAACGACUGGUGAUAUUGAUUUCCUAAAUGAAUGUUUAACUCUGUUACUCGAGCAGAUAUCAAACAAUCAGCGAUCGAUACAUGGAGUGGUCGUUUGCACCAAUUCUCCCAAUCCUCCUAUUGUGCACACUCGUCGAAUCGAGAAACUACUAGCCUCAAAAUUAAAGGGCGCCUAUUGGUGUGUGACGGACGCGCCACCUCACAAGAGAGAGUCCUUUCAUCAGAUACUCAGUUUAAUCUACCCCAAAAACAAGUUACAACCCAAAUCUCCUUCUGGUGGUGCACCUUCUAUCAAUAAACAGAUACAUCAACAUCAUCAUUAUCAACAGCAGCAACAACAACAACAGCAGCAGCAACACCAACAACAACAGCAACAAUCUUCAAAACUUCCUCCUGCACCACCAGUUCCUACAUGUUCCCCUCUGGUCAAAUCGGCGAUCCCUCCUAUUAAACUGAUUCCAUCUCCAACAACAAGAGAAGAGCCCUUACCCAUUUUGCCGAUCGGUCCUCCCUCGUCUCCAUCCUCAACAAAUAAUAAUAAUCAAAAUAAUAAUAAUGAUAUUUUUAACAACAACAACAACAACAACGCUAUAAAUAAUGGAAUUAAUAUGAAUAAUUAUAAUAAUAGAAUCAUGUAUGGAUUUAAUCAUAGAGCUUCAAUGGCUGCAAAUCAAAAUAGAAAUGGAUCCUCCAUUCCAACAACUACCACUACCACUACAAAUAAUGGAGGAGGAUCAAGUGCAAAUGCAAGUGGAAAUGUAGAGAGUGGUCGAUGUUCACCUGUAUCGUUUGAAACAAAAUAUGCUCCACAACCAAAUGAUAUUGGUCAAAUUUGCAAUAUGGCAUUCUCACCAACCACAGACCAAAGUUAUAUGGAUUUUAAACCAAUAGAGGAUAUAGUCUAUCAAACUAGACAUUCUAGUUUUGAUGAUACUCCUCACUCGACGAGUGUCGAACCAAAGGAAUCUGAAGCUGCUUGCAAACCAACAUCGCCAUCCUCUUCCCCCAACAAUCAGCCACUUACCAUGUUUGACAAUUAUCCAUUCCUCAGACGACUGUCUACAGAUUCUGAUAUUGAUCCAAACAUAUCAAGUAUCAUUGAAGCUGGUUCAAGGGAAAAUUAUAGUACUUCAAUUGAAAAUGACAAUGUAAAUAGAAGAAGUAUAUUACCAUCGAAUCGUAAAGUACUCUCGAUGAGUAAGAAAUUGAUAUUACAAACUUUAAAAAAGAAAUCAUUUUUAAAUAGUUUACCAUAUCCUCCAACUCAAAUUAAUAAUAAUAAUAAUAAUAAUAAUAAUAAUAAUAAUAAUAAUAAUAAUAAUAAUAAUAAUAAUAAUAAUAAUAAUAAUAAUAAUAAUAAUAUUUAUAACAAUUCAAAUUAUAAUAAUAAUAAUAACUAUAAUAAUAACUAUAAUAAUAAUGGAUUAUAUAAUAAUUUAUUAAAUAAUAAUAAUGAACAACCACCAAGUUCACCACCAACAUCAUCAUCAAAUCCAUCUUCUUUACCAACGACACCAAGAGAAAAUCAAAUUCCAAAAUGGAUACAAUCAAAUGGACCAGAUGUAAUGGUGGUAGAAGACAAUGAAAUGAAUGCAGAAUUUUUGAUGAAGUUGUUGGAAAAGUUUGGAGUCGAUCAAAAGAGAUGUAUAUUGGUUACAGACGGUUUGCAAGCAGUACAGGCCUACAAAUCCUCAAAAAAUACUUUUAAAUUAAUUCUAAUGGAUUUGUUCAUGCCAAGAAUGGAUGGAUAUCAAGCUACCAAUAUCAUACGACAAAUCGAAGGUAGUUUAAAACAUACUCCAAUAGUUACAGUUACUGCCAAUGUUACCAAAGGAGCAAAAGAAAAAUGUCUAUCAAGUGGAUUUGAUGGUUAUAUCGCCAAACCAAUACGUGCAGAUGAAUUAAAAUACGUAGUGGAUUUAUAUGUUCAUGUAUUGACAAUAUUCUCAAAUAAUAUUGUUCAAUCAUCAACAUGUGAUAAAAAUACAACACCACCAGGACAAUCAUUUGUCACAAUGGAUCUUUAUCCACAUCAAAAAUCACUCACCAUCGAAUCUUCAUCUCAUUCUCAAAAAAUAAUGCUUGGUUCAAAUCAAACAUCAAAUGGAGGAAUGCAUAUUGCAAAGAUGACUGGAGAUCCAUUUGAAAUUAGAACCAAUGUAUGGGUUGGAGGCAUUAAACAAGAGGUUGUAGUUGACAGUGGAAGUAUUUUAUUGGUGGUACCAUCUGUUGCAUGUUCAACUUGCGAACAAGCAAAACCAUACUACCAACCGUCAGAAAACGUCGAAUAUAUUGGCUGCAAUACAACUGAUUGUGCACUCAAUGUAAACUAUUGUAGAACUACUAGAAAUCAUCCCCAAGGUAUUUGUGGUAUCAAUAUUAGAUAUGUAGAUACAACCGAGGUUGAUGCCUAUGUUGUUCGUGAUAGUUUUAGAUUAUCAGAAGACAUGGAAGAAGUUCCUCUUAUUUUUGGUUCAAUUUAUCAUGCUGCUGGUCAUAGUUUAAAAUAUGGUAUUAUGGGUAUGGGUAAUACUUGUUCAAAAUGUACAAAAACACCAAUUGAUGAAGUAUUUACACGUUUCAAUUUAUCAAAAACAUUUGCAUUGUGGUUGGAUGAGGAGUAUACUGGUGUUAUGACAUUGGGAGAUCUAGAUCCUCAAUACAUUUCGGGGUCACUACAUUAUACACCACUGUUGGCUAUUGAUACUAUUCACUAUGGUGUACUUCCAAGCUAUGCAUUGGUUACAAGACCUGAUGGAAAUGCCGUAGUCAUUUCACCAAAGGAUAUUGGUGUCACAAUUCUUGAUACUGGUUCUUCCUAUACCUUAUUGGCUCGUGAUGCUUAUCUUGCCUUUCGUUUCUUCCUUUCCCUUAAUUGUUCUUUGCCAGGUGUUUGCGGACCACAAACUCUAUUUGAUGGAUACGUAUUGUAUGGAUCUUAA
Messenger RNA from Cavenderia fasciculata, 3384 nucleotides. RefSeq lists its product as uncharacterized. Gene Ontology annotation, biological process: phosphorelay signal transduction system. The coding region runs from base 1 to 3384 and encodes 1127 amino acids. The transcript is spliced from 7 exons. The record is from RefSeq and is a predicted model, not a curated record. Lineage: Eukaryota; Evosea; Eumycetozoa; Acytosteliales; Cavenderiaceae.